Messenger RNA from Pezoporus occidentalis (night parrot), 3495 nucleotides. It is a transcript of the gene PFKFB3, whose product is annotated as 6-phosphofructo-2-kinase/fructose-2,6-biphosphatase 3. NCBI's taxonomy places the organism in Eukaryota, Metazoa, Chordata, Aves, Psittaciformes, Psittacidae. Gene Ontology annotation, cellular component: cytosol. The coding region runs from base 420 to 2015 and encodes 531 amino acids. Gene Ontology annotation, biological process: fructose 2,6-bisphosphate metabolic process; fructose metabolic process. The transcript is spliced from 18 exons. Gene Ontology annotation, molecular function: fructose-2,6-bisphosphate 2-phosphatase activity; ATP binding; 6-phosphofructo-2-kinase activity. The record is from RefSeq and is a predicted model, not a curated record.
AUAUGUCCGUUUCCUCCUAAAAGAAGGAAGAAAGAAGAUAGAAAUCAAGAAGAAACAGAUCUAUAGAGAAGCGCAAGUCAUCGCCGCCACGGAAGCCUGCAUCCCACUGCCCCAUGCCGUUCCGCAAAGACCACGAGCACCGGCCGGACUCGCCCUCGCUCCCCCCGCGGUGCGCGCACCGUUCCUGCCGGCUUUGUGCGCUGAAGCCCCGUCCCUCCUCUUCCUCCUCCUCCUCUUUCUUCCCCUCCUCCUCCUCCGCCGUGCAGCCUUAACGCGACUCCGAGGAGCAUCCGAGAGCGCAGCAGCGGCUGGUCCAACCCUCCCCGCAGCAAAAACCCUUUCGUUUUUGCUUUCCCUGCGUGUUUUUGACCCUUCCCGCCCUCGCACCACGCGGAGCGCCCGCUGCCUCCGUGUUAACCAUGCCCAUGGAGCUGACUCAAAGCCGCAUCCAGAAGAUUUGGCUCCCCAAUGACAACCGCCCGGCGCUGCCCCGCCGCUCCUGUGGGCCACAGCUUGCCAAUUCCCCCACUGUGAUAGUGAUGGUUGGCUUGCCAGCCCGCGGGAAGACCUACAUCUCCAAGAAGCUGACUCGCUACCUCAACUGGAUUGGUGUUCCAACAAAAGUUUUCAAUGUGGGGGAAUAUCGCCGUGAGGCAGUGAAGCAUUACAGCUCCUAUGACUUCUUCCGCCCUGACAAUGAGGAGGCCAUGAAAGUCAGGAGGCAAUGUGCCCUGGCUGCUUUGAGGGAUGUCAAGCUGUACCUAACGGAGGAGGCUGGCCAGAUCGCGGUUUUUGAUGCCACCAAUACCACGCGGGAGAGGAGAGGGAUGAUCCUAAACUUUGCCAAAGAAAAUGGGUUCAAGGUGUUCUUCAUUGAAUCUGUCUGCAACGAUCCCACUGUAGUUGCCAGCAAUGUUAGGGAAGUAAAAUUGUCCAGCCCUGAUUAUCGUGACUGUAAUUCAACUGAUGCCAUGGAGGACUUCAUGAAGAGGAUCAACUGUUACCAGGCCAGCUACCAGCCACUCGACCCUGAUGACUAUGACCGGGAGCUUUCUCUCAUCAAAGUCAUCGAUGUUGGCCGGCGGUUCCUGGUUAACAGAGUUCAGGAUCACAUCCAGAGCAGGAUCGUUUACUACCUGAUGAACAUCCAUGUCCAGCCUCGCACCAUUUAUCUCUGUCGGCAUGGUGAAAGCGAGUUCAACCUCAAGGGGAAGAUUGGAGGUGACUCAGGCCUCUCCAACAGGGGCAAGAAGUUUGCCCGGGCACUGAACAAGUUUGUUGAGGAGCAGAACCUGAAGGACCUCAAAGUCUGGACCAGCCAGCUAAAGAGGACAAUCCAAACAGCAGAAGCUCUUCAAUUGCCCUAUGAGCAGUGGAAGGCACUCAAUGAAAUUGAUGCUGGGGUGUGUGAAGAAAUGACGUAUGAAGAAAUCAGGGAGCAGCAUCCAGAGGAAUUCGCUUUACGUGAUCAGGAUAAAUAUUACUACCGCUAUCCUUCUGGGGAGUCCUACCAAGAUCUGGUGCAGCGUCUAGAGCCGGUCAUCAUGGAGCUGGAGAGACAAGAGAACGUCCUUGUGAUCUGUCACCAGGCUGUCAUGCGCUGUCUCCUGGCAUACUUCCUUGAUAAGAGUGCAGAUGAAAUGCCCUACCUGAAAUGUCCCCUUCACACAGUGUUGAAGCUGACCCCAGUGGCCUAUGGCUGCCGAGUGGAAUCCAUCUCACUCAACAUUGAAGCUGUCAACACCCACAGGGAUCGGCCAGAGGAAGGAAAGAAGGGACCUAACCCGCUCAUGAGACGUAAUAGCGUUACCCCUCUAGCAAGCCCAGAGCCCACCAAAAAACCUCGCAUCAACAGCUUUGAGGAGCAUGUGGCUGUUUCUUCCGCCCUGCCAGGCUGUGUUCCUCAGGAAGUGCCCUCGCAGCUGCCGGGACAACCUUUACUAGGGAAGGCAUGCCUAAGACCCGUUUGUCACUUUCUCAAAGUUUUCUCUUUACUAAUAUUUCCAAGAACAUGAACACCUCGCAGAAGCUGUCGUGACUCCGUUGGCGCUGUGGCAAUGCCAGUGGCAACACCACCAGCUUCCCAUCCUACCGCCAUUUCCAAAGCUUGCUUAUAAACCAGUCUCCUCCAUCUGCAGCGAGGUCGACCCUCAUCUGUUUCUACCCGUGCCCGUUCAUCUGCAAACCGCUCUGCUGAAGGAGGGGAGAGAUGCAAGAGAGCAGAGGAGAGGAGCUGAGCAUCCCGGGGUCACCACCAGAUCUUUAGGCUGCAGCACUUGCUCUCCUCUCCAGCCUCCUGUUUAGAUCCUAGCAAGCUGUAAAGUGCUUCCUAGCGCACAGGAGUUUCAUUUCCUUCUGCAAGCAGUUUUGAUCUUCUUUUGUAGAGAUGACUGGUACCCAUCCUUCUCGGGGUGGGGUGUGUAUAUAUGUGGAUGGUGCGGGGUUAGCAGAGAGAUGGGGGGAAGGGGGGGGAAUAAAUGGGUUUUGCAGUUUUUUAUGAUUAUUAUUAUAAUUAUGAUUAAUUCCUUUUCACGAAGUCGUUUAGCCAAGCUGCAGCCUGUCGCACACCAAGCCUGGCUCACCCAGGCCUGCGAGCACUAGGAAGGCAGUUGUGUUAAGUCCUUCACAGUGAAAACUUUGGGUUUAACAAGGAAAGAAGACCCCAAAACAUCUUUUGUUUUACUCGGUACACCUUAAAGGGGUUUGCAGAGAAUGUAGAUCUGCUUCUAAAACUGGUUGUGAGCUGUCAGUAGCAUAGGGGAAGCCACACCAGUGGUGGUUUGGAUGAUGCUUUCAUCUUGGGCAGCACCAUGGAAUGGUCCGAGUUAAAGCAUGUGUUGAUAUGGGAGGGGAAACUGAGCACUGGUUGAGGUGCUGUGCUGGUACUUCAUCUCCUCUUUGCUCUUCCUUAGAGGAAAGCGGAGAUUUGGGGCAGUUUAGGGGUCAAUCCCUGUGUCACUGCAGGUGGACAGGCUGAGCUGGAUGCAUUUUGCAGGCACACAGGUCUUAUGGAGGUGGCCAGAGGUCUGGCUGGGAUGCAGAAAGCCCUCUGUGGCUGCAGCAAGCCACAAGAAGGGGACAGUUUUGUCUGUGUUCUCUCUUAAUUUUACAUAUAUACAUGCGCACACGUGUGUACAUGUGUAUACCUAGAAACCGCUUGGGUUUUGCACUUUAUUUGCGGCAGGAGCAUAACUAUUUUAGUUUUUAUCUAAUUGUGCCCCUUAACAGGGGAAGCCUGAAUACAGGCAGCUUCUUUAUUUUGCAUGCUGGAAAGCUGGGACUACAAAACUAGUUGCAGCAUUCGAGGUGUGUGUGUGUGUGUGUGUUUGGGGGAGAGGUCUUGACUUGGACUCCAUCAGCCAACUCCCAGGGGUUUGAUAUGCAAGAUCCCUUCUUGGCAGCCUGUCCCAGGCUGUGAGACAGCAGUUAUAUGGCAAUUAACCACUAUUGCUUUGUGCAAAAUCAGUGGAUUUUUGAAUAUUAACUUUUUUUUUU